GCAUUUGAGUCAUUUGGCUUGGAUCCUCUCUUUUCCGCGUCUGCUCCACCAAAGUCCAUUUUUUCCUUCCAAAUAUAAACUCUGAUUUCGCAGAGAAGAAGGAGAAGCAAUGGAGAUGAUUUCUCUACAGUACUCUUCUGAUAACCCCCCUCUCUCUGUUUUAGUCGCCGCUUCAAUUUCAGGUGUCCCUCUCUCUCCUGAUCCUUGCCUUCCUGCUGGUUCCUCUCCUGUAUUCGCCUUUGAAUCCGGAUUGAAAUUGCAUGGGACCGCUGUGCUUUUGCGUUUUGUUGGGCGAGCAGGGAGCCUUCCCAAAUUUUAUGAACGUGAUGCAUUUGAAUCUGGACAGAUUGAUGAAUGGCUCGAAUAUGCACCUACCCUUUCGUCUGGGGCUGAAUUUGAGGUAGCAUCUAGCUACAUCGAUGUGUUCCUCUCCCUCCGUACAUUCUUGGUGGGUCACAUUCUAUCCAUCGCCGACAUUGCAAUCUGGUCUGGCCUUGCAGGCACUGGACAAAGAUGGGAAAGUUUGAGGAAAUCAAAUAAAUAUCCAAAUCUCGUAAGGUGGUUUAAUUCGUUAGCGAUGGAAUACCCUGCACUUCUAAACGAGGUUACAGAGAAAUUUGUGGGUAAAAGAGGAGUAGGCAAGCCUCGAGCUAUGAAACCAAAGGAAAGAGAUGAGAGCUUGUCAAAAGGAGAGAGUAAUGAGAAGGAAAAGGCUAGUGGUACAACGUUUGAAGUUGACCUGCCUCAUGCCGAAGUAGGAAAAGUAUGCCUUCGGUUCGCUCCAGAGCCAAGUGGGUACCUUCAUAUCGGGCAUGCCAAGGCUGCACUUUUGAACAGGUAUUUUGCCGAGCGAUACAAAGGCAGGUUAAUUGUGCGUUUUGAUGAUACAAAUCCUUCAAAAGAAAGUAAUGAGUUUGUAGAGAAUUUAUUGAUUGAUAUAGCAAGUUUGGGUAUCAAAUGGGACGCUAUCACUUACACAUCUAGCUACUUUGAUGAAUUAAUGGGGAUGGCUAAAAAAUUGAUUGAAGAGGGGAAAGCCUAUGUUGAUGAUACCCCACGAGAGCAAAUGCAGAAAGAGAGAAUGGAUGGAAUUGAAUCAAAGUGUAGAAAUAAUAGUGUUGAACAGAAUCUGGCAUUAUGGAAAGACAUGAUUGGUGGAACUGAGAGGGGCCUUCAAUGUUGUGUUCGUGGAAAACUUGAUAUGCAAGCCUUGAAUAAGACUCUUAGGGAUCCUGUUUACUAUCGAUGCAACCCGGUCGCCCAUCAUCGUGUUGGUUCAAACUAUAAGGUCUACCCAACUUAUGACUUUGCAUGCCCAUAUGUCGAUAGCAUUGAGGGGAUAACAAAUGCUCUUCGAGCAAGCGAGUAUCAUGAUAGGAAUGAGCAGUACCAUAGGAUUUUGGAUGAUAUGAAUUUGCGACAGGUGCACAUAUACGAAUUCAGCCGGUUGAAUCUUGUGUACACUCUCUUGAGCAAGCGUAAACUUAAAUGGUUUGUAGAGAGUGGGAAAGUCGAGGGAUGGGAUGAUCCUCGUUUCCCAACUGUGCAGGGAAUAAUACGUAGAGGGCUGAUGGUGGAUGCAUUAGUGCAGUUUAUUCUCUCACAGGGGGCAUCUAAGAAUCUCAAUCUCAUGGAAUGGGACAAGCUGUGGACCAUCAACAAGAAAAUCAUUGACCCAGUAUGCCCAAGGCAUACCGCUGUCCUUGAGGAAGGACGAGUAACACUGGUUCUCUCUGAUGGGCCAAGGACCCCGUUUGUGCAAAUCGUACCUAGGCAUAAGAAAUAUGAUGGUGCAGGGAAAAAAGCCACCACUUACAUGAAGAGGAUUUUGAUUGAUGGUGCUGAUGCAUCUGCUAUUUCAGAAGGGGAGGAGGUAACAUUAAUGGAUUGGGGAAAUGCCAUAAUCAAAGAAAUUCAGAAGGAUGAAAAUGGGAAUAUUACACUUUUAACUGGAGUUCUUCACCUAGAAGGGUCUGUUAAAACAACAAAAUUGAAGCUCACAUGGUUGCCUGAAACACCUGAGUUGGUCAGUCUUUCGUUAGUUGAGCUGGACUACCUCAUCACGAAAAAGAAGCUUGAUGAAGAUGAAGAUUUUCUCGACGCUCUUAACCCUUGCACGAAGUGGGAGUUACCAGCCCUUGGUGAUUCAAACAUGCGCAACCUUAAACGUGGUGAGAUAUUGCAGCUGGAAAGGAAAGGUUAUUACAGGUGUGAUGUCCCUUUCCUUAAACCCUCAAAGCCCAUGGUUCUAAUUGCAAUACCUGAUGGUAGGCAGCAACCAGUACCAAGGCGGCCCUGCUAAAUUUCUCACUUUUGUUUAGGGUUUCUCUUCUUUUCUUCAACAUGUUCCAUUAAAAGUUCGAAAACAUUUGACCCGGGAAUGUCUAUAUGAUGGUUAAAUUGAGGGGCAUCUUUUUUUAUUGUGGUUAGUUUUAUAGUGGUGAGCUUGUAACAAGAUAUGUUGUUUGGUUAUUUUGAGGAAUUGGUGGUCUCGCUUUCACCGCAGAGCACUUGUUUUUGUUGAAUGAGAGGUUCUUGGAGGUCA
Messenger RNA from Amborella trichopoda, 2545 nucleotides. Its product is annotated as glutamate--tRNA ligase, cytoplasmic. The record is from RefSeq and is a predicted model, not a curated record. Gene Ontology annotation, molecular function: glutamate-tRNA ligase activity; ATP binding. Lineage: Eukaryota; Viridiplantae; Streptophyta; Magnoliopsida; Amborellales; Amborellaceae. Gene Ontology annotation, biological process: translation; glutamyl-tRNA aminoacylation. Gene Ontology annotation, cellular component: cytosol; cytoplasm; methionyl glutamyl tRNA synthetase complex.